AUGAAUAAAAUCAAUUCUCCGGUUCGGCAAUUUCCGGAUUCUCCGCCUCAGGCGCCUCAGCAAUCUCGGGAAUCGUCGCCGGGAACGUCGUCGGCCGAAUCAAUCGUGAUUCCGUGGAUCGUGGGCUCCACGAGUCGGGUCUCGGCUCCGGUGACCACGACGGUGGGCGUGUCGGAUCGUCAGUCAACAACGCCUUCUCCAUAUACUUCAUAG
Molecule: messenger RNA, 213 nt
Organism: Caenorhabditis remanei
Lineage: Eukaryota; Metazoa; Nematoda; Chromadorea; Rhabditida; Rhabditidae
Exons: 1
Coding region: 1-213 (70 amino acids)
Source: RefSeq, a predicted model, not a curated record